GCUGGGAGGGAUGCAUUAGCAGCUCUCUGCAGAUAGGUGUACUGUAUCCUCAUCUACAUUUCCUGGUGUGCUGCAGCCUCUUUAAAAACAAUGUCCUUGCAGAGGAAAUCAAAGAAGAUCCACUCCUCAGGGGGUCCGGUCUACUCCUCCUCGGGAUACAAGAAGGCGGACGAUGAGAUGUCAGGAGCCACGUCCAGUGCCGACCAGGCGGAGGCUGCAGCCAGAAUCAUCCUCAUCAACCAGCCACAGACCUGCAAGUUCAGGGACAACCGGGUCAGCACAGCCAAGUACAGCGUGGUGACGUUCCUACCUCGUUUCCUCUACGAGCAGAUCAGAAAAGCUGCCAAUGCUUUCUUCCUCUUCAUUGCCUUAUUACAGCAAAUUCCAGAUGUGUCUCCAACAGGAAGAUACACUACUUUGGUGCCCUUAAUCUUCAUUCUUACUGUGGCUGGUAUCAAGGAAAUUAUAGAAGACUAUAAAAGACAUAAGGCAGACAAUACUGUUAAUAAAAAGAAGACAAUAGUGCUGAAAGGUGGGACAUGGCAGAAUGUAAUAUGGAAGGAGGUGGCAGUGGGAGACAUUGUGAAAGUGACCAAUGGCCAGCAUAUGCCAGCUGAUAUGAUCAUUUUAUCUUCCAGUGAGCCACAAGCAAUGUGUUACAUUGAAACAUCCAAUCUCGAUGGCGAAACUAAUUUAAAAAUACGUCAGGGUUUACCAGCCACAGCGGCUCUACAGUCCCUCGAUGACCUGGUGAAGAUCACGGGAAGGAUUGAGUGCGAGGGGCCAAAUCGCCAUCUGUAUGACUUUACUGGAAACCUACGACUUGAAAGCAGCAGCCCAGUUGCUGUUGGACCUGAACAGAUCUUGUUAAGAGGGGCCCAGAUCAGGAACACUCAGUGGGUUGUGGGGAUUGUUGUGUACACAGGACAUGACAGCAAGCUCAUGCAGAAUUCAACCAAAGCACCUUUGAAAAGAUCCAAUGUAGAGAAAGUGACCAACAUACAGAUCUUGGUUUUGUUCUGCAUCCUCCUGGUCAUGGCGCUGGUCAGCUCUGUCGGGGCCUUGUUAUGGAACAGGAAGUAUGGAGAAACCAACUGGUAUCUGGGCAGCAGUGAGGCUAUAUCUAACAAUUUUGGAUACAAUCUCCUGACAUUCAUUAUCCUGUACAAUAACCUCAUUCCUAUUAGCCUUCUGGUUACCCUGGAGGUGGUGAAGUUCACUCAAGCUCUUUUCAUCAACUGGGACAGAGAUAUGUACUAUGCAGAGACAGACACUCCCGCAAUGGCCAGAACGUCCAAUCUGAAUGAAGAGCUGGGACAGGUGAAGUAUUUAUUUUCGGACAAAACUGGAACCUUAACCUGCAAUGUCAUGAACUUCAAGAAAUGCAGCAUUGGCGGUAUUACAUACGGACACUUUCCAGAAUUUGAGAGAGAACGCUCCUCUGAAGAUUUCAGCCAGUUACCUACUACAAGUGAAUCAUGUGACUUUGAUGACCCUAAACUGUUUCAGAACAUUGAAGGUGAAAGUCCCACAGCCCUGGUGAUCAAGGAAUUUUUAACUCUGCUUGCUGUAUGUCACACGGUUGUUCCUGAAAAAGAUGGAGACACAAUCAUCUACCAGGCCUCAUCCCCAGAUGAAGGAGCUCUAGUGAAAGGAGCAAAGAAACUGGGAUAUGCAUUUACUGGAAGGACGCCAGAUUCCGUCAUUAUAGAUGCGAUGGGCACGGAACAGAGCUUUGAACUUCUCAACGUGCUGGAAUUCUCAAGCAACAGAAAAAGAAUGUCUGUGAUUGUCCGGACUUCAUCAGGGAAUCUCAGGCUCUAUUGCAAAGGAGCAGAUAAUGUUAUAUUCGAAAGGCUGUCAAGAGAAUCCCAGUAUAUGGAACAGACUUUAAACCAUCUGGAACAAUUUGCGUCUGAAGGUUUGAGGACAUUGUGCAUCGCAUACACUGACCUGGAUGAAUCUGAAUACAAGGAAUGGCUGAAAAUUCAAAAUGAGACCAGUGUUAUUUUGAAAGACAGGGCUCAGAAACUUGAGGAAUGUUAUGAACUUAUUGAAAAGAAUUUGAUGCUCCUUGGUGCCACAGCAAUAGAGGACCAGCUACAAGGAGGAGUCCCAGAAACCAUAGCCACUUUGAUGAAAGCUGAAAUUAAAAUAUGGGUUUUAACAGGAGACAAACAGGAAACUGCUGUAAAUAUAGGAUACUCAUGUCGGCUGGUGUCACAGACAAUGUCACUCAUCGUUGUUAAUGAGGACUCACUGGAUGCAACACGAGAAACCUUAACAAACCACUGCAAUAACCUGGGAGAUUUACUUGGAAAGGAAAAUGACCUGGCUCUCAUCAUUGAUGGACAGACCCUAAAGUACGCUCUUUCAUUUGAAGUCCGUCAGUGCUUCCUGGACUUGGCACUUUCCUGUAAGGCUGUCAUCUGCUGCAGAGUAUCUCCACUGCAGAAAUCUGAAAUUGUAGACAUGGUAAAGAAACAUGUCAAUGCCAUCACCCUGGCCAUUGGAGACGGUGCCAACGAUGUUGGAAUGAUCCAGACCGCACACGUUGGAGUGGGGAUCAGCGGGAACGAGGGCAUGCAGGCAACCAACAACUCCGAUUACGCUAUAGCUCAGUUUUGUUACUUGGAGAAACUUCUUUUAGUCCAUGGAGCCUGGAGCUACAAUCGUGUGACCAAAUGCAUCCUCUACUGUUUCUACAAGAAUGUGGUCCUGUACAUCAUCGAGCUUUGGUUCGCAUUUGUUAAUGGAUUUUCUGGACAAAUCUUGUUUGAACGAUGGUGCAUUGGCUUGUACAAUGUGAUUUUCACUGCCUUACCGCCUUUCACACUGGGAAUCUGUGAGCGAUCCUGCAGCCAAGACAGCAUGCUAAGGUUUCCACAGCUCUACAAAAUCACUCAGAAUGCAGAUGGAUUUAACACAAGAGUAUUUUGGGGUCAUUGUAUCAAUGCCUUGGUCCACUCGCUAAUCCUCUUCUGGUUCCCACUGAAAAUGAUGGAACAAGAUGCUGUGUUCCCCAAUGGACAGGUCACCGAUUAUUUAUUUGUUGGAAAUAUUGUUUACACUUACGUUGUGGUGACAGUCUGUUUAAAAGCUGGCCUGGAAACUACAGCAUGGACAAAAUUUAGUCAUCUGGCAGUCUGGGGAAGCAUGCUGAUGUGGCUGGUGUUCUUUUCUGCAUACUCUUCCAUUUGGCCUACCAUCCCCAUUGCACCGGAUAUGCUCGGACAGGCAGGAACGGUAUUAAAGUCUGGAUACUUCUGGCUUGGAUUACUGCUGGUUCCUUCUGCUUGCCUGAUACGGGAUGUAGCAUGGAGAGCGGCCAAGCACACCUAUGACAAAACUCUACUAGAGCAAGUCCAGGAAAUAGAGACCCGCUCCAAGGAGAUGAGCAAGGCUGCCAUGCGUGAUUCUAAUGGAAAAAGCUUGAAUGAACGUGACCACUUGUUGAAGAGACUUGGCAGGAAGACCCCUCCGAGCCUGUUUCGUGCUAAUUCUGUCCAGCAAGGUGUAUCAUAUGGUUUUGCAUUUUCUCAAGAAGAAAACGGUGUUGUUUCUCAGUCUCAAAUUGUCCGGUCAUAUGACACAACAAAACAGAGGAGCGGGAUAGAAUAAAAAAGGCAACUGGUGGCAGCAGAUAAUAAGCUUUUGGACAAUAUGUCUACUGUUAACAGUUAUUUGACUAAGUUUGGCCACAGCAGCCAAAUACUGGGAAACCUAUUUCUGUGGCCUUCGCCAACAAAUUCUUAACUUUUCAUUUUAUUUUCCACCAGCAGGACCUGCAUGAGAUUACAAUAAAACUAUGCAUUACAGGUCUGUCUGGGAGCUAAGAUGUUAAUAGAUACAUAUAGCAGGGGCACAGUGUGCCUGCAAAUAUAAAAAAAGGCAUUGUUUUCCUUCCUUCUGCUGUAUUCUGCUACUGACUGUUGGCGCAUUACAGUUGUACUCUGGUGUUCAUAUUCUGCAAUAAGGACUUUUCUUGCCUGUAAAGAGGUUACAGUCCAUUGAGGGAGUAUGGUAAAUUGGGUUUUUUACCUUCGCAUGAACUUCAAGGGUCAGUCCACCCAGACUAGAUUGAAAUUCUUACAAACCCUUCCUAAGAUCUCUCUAUAACACUGGUGGCCUUACUCCUGCCUAUUGGCAGCAAUUGCAGCACAGGCUGAAUUCAUUAAUCCUAUAGUCCAGCAGGAGGUGAACGACCACAAUGCCCAACAUAAACCUGGGAUGGGCUAAAGCCAGGUUUGGAGGAUAGAUAUUCUUGGAGGGGCCUUCAAAGCAUAUAAUAAAUUGGUACGAUAUUGUGUUUUUGGUUUGGGAGUGCUAAUCACCUAACAAGCUCUUUACUCUGUUGCUUUUUUUCUGUCCUAGUUGUAAACAUUACAAGCUUAAUUUUUUAUACAGUGAUAGAGGUGUUUUGUUGCCUGAGGAUGCACCUUAAGGGCCAUAUUCACCUUGUUUUUAAAUCCCCUUUCCUGGCUCCUUCAGUACACCUGUGACACCCACCCACAGGUCCAUACUUACAUCCUCCAAAGGCUAGAGCUUCUCAUGCUGUCUACAACCUGGCUGGUAAAUAUCAAGUGCUGUAUUUCCCACACCUGCACAGUAGGAACAGUUGCAGACAACACAGGAUGCCCCAGUGUCAGUGGAAGUAAGCAUAGAUCUGUACAGGGGAGUGGAACAGAGGGGUUGGAGUUUUUUUAAAGGUAAGUCCUUUACAGCUGCUCCUUUGACACACUAGAAUCUAAGGAACACUUAAGCCCAAUUUUACAACAGAGCUACAGAAACAGCUCACAUUUAUACAUUUAGACAAUACAGAAGGAAACCACAAUGCAAAUGUAAUAGGUUGUGGGUAAUAAAACAUGCACCAUUACAUUUGAAGUAAAGUCCGUACAUAAGCACCUACAUGGGGCCAUAUAGGACAAAUGACCCAAAACCAAUCUAAGUCAAUCCUUCAGGCCCUGUACACACGAGCGGAUAUCCGAUGAAAACGGUCCGCCGGACCGUUUCCAGCGGACAUUUCUG
Messenger RNA from Rana temporaria (common frog), 5028 nucleotides. RefSeq names its product ATPase phospholipid transporting 8A2 (gene ATP8A2). The coding region runs from base 91 to 3621 and encodes 1176 amino acids. NCBI's taxonomy places the organism in Eukaryota, Metazoa, Chordata, Amphibia, Anura, Ranidae. Gene Ontology annotation, cellular component: plasma membrane. Gene Ontology annotation, biological process: neuron development; phospholipid translocation. The transcript has 37 exons. Gene Ontology annotation, molecular function: ATP binding; magnesium ion binding; ATPase-coupled intramembrane lipid carrier activity. The record is from RefSeq and is a predicted model, not a curated record.